Molecule: messenger RNA, 3810 nt
Organism: Pseudonaja textilis
Lineage: Eukaryota; Metazoa; Chordata; Lepidosauria; Squamata; Elapidae
Source: RefSeq, a predicted model, not a curated record
AUGGCUUCCAAAAUGCAAUUUACCUUUGCAGACGCUCUAGAUAUUAUUUUAAUAAUUGUGGGAUCCAUCGCAGCUGUUGCAGCAGGAACUGGACAACCAAUUAUCAUCAUUAUCUUUGGCCAGAUGACAAACAGCUUUGUGGUAACUAGUUCAAAUGUGUCUACAGAUAUACUCCUAAAUGAUCUCAACAGGUGUGAGAGUGCUAUGACCACAUAUGCGUACUACUUCGUUGGAAUUGGCUUUGCUGUGCUGCUCUGCAGUUUUUUUGAAAUCUGGACCUUUGUGGUUGCUUCUGCAAGACAGGCAUCAAGGAUACGUGACAAAUUCUUUUUUGCUGUUCUUCACCAAGAAAUGGCCUGGUUUGAUACCACACCAAUUGGAACAUUGAAUACGAGGCUGACAGAGGAUAUUAACACAAUUCACAAAGGCAUCGGAGACAAGAUUGCUAUUUUAAUCCAAAAUUUUUCAACAUUUCUGACGGGAAUUAUAAUAGGAUUUGCAUAUGGAUGGAAAUUGACCCUGGUGAUAUUGUCUGUUACUCCUCUUAUUGCUGUUUCUGGGGGCUUAUGGUCAUAUAUACUAUCAGUAUUGACUACAAAGGAGCUGCUGGCUUAUGCCAAGGCAGGGUCUGUAGCAGAAGAAAUUUUGUCAGCUAUCAGGACAGUUAUUGCUUUCAAUGGGCAGAAGAAAGCUAUAGCAAGGUAUGAUAAAAACCUAGAAGAGGCUCAGUCUAUUGGAACAAAAAAGACUAUCACCACCAAUAUUUCAACUGGUGUAUCCCAGUUUUUGAUCUAUGGAUGCUAUGCUCUUGCCUUCUGGUAUGGAACCAAACUCACAGUCGAUGAAAAGGAUAAUUAUGAUAUUGGAACAGUAUUAAUUGUUUUUUUUUCUGUACUUAUUGGGGCAUUUUCCCUUGGACAGGCUUCUCCCAAUUUGGAGAACGUGGCCAAUGCUCGUGGAGCAGCUUACCAAGUCUUUAAAAUUAUCAAAAAGCCUCGUCCCAUAGAUAGCAGUUCCAUUGAGGGAUUCAAGCUGGAUAAACUCAGAGGAGAAAUUGAAUUUAAAAAUAUCUAUUUCAGUUACCCCUCUAGACCAAAUAUUCAGAUUCUUAGAGGUUUGAAUUUAAAAAUAAAACCUGGACAGACCAUUGCUCUUGUUGGUUCCAGUGGUUGUGGGAAAAGCACUACUAUUCAACUCUUGCAAAGAUUUUAUGAUCCACCACAAGGACAGAUCACUAUAGAUGGACAUGAUGUUCGAACUCUUAACAUCAAGUGGAUGAGGGAAAACAUUGGCAUUGUAAGCCAAGAACCAGUUUUGUUCGCUACCACAAUUGCAGGCAAUAUUCGUUAUGGUAGAGAGGAUAUUACUGAUGCUGAAAUUGAACAAGCAGCCAAAGAAGCAAAUGCAUAUGACUUCAUAAUGAAACUUCCUGAAAAAUUUAAUACCAGGGUUGGAGAAAGAGGAGCCCAGCUCAGUGGGGGUCAGAAACAGCGUAUUGCUAUUGCUCGUGCCCUGGCCAGAAACCCCAAGAUCUUGCUGCUGGAUGAGGCCACCUCUGCUUUAGAUAAUCAGAGUGAAUCCAUAGUCCAAGCAGCACUUGAUAAGGCCAGGGCUGGGCGCACCACCAUUGUAAUUGCUCACAGACUUUCUACAAUCAGGACAGCUGAUGUUAUCGCUGGCUUUGAGAAGGGUGUUCUGGUUGAACAGGGGACACAUAGUGAACUCAUGGCACAUAAAGGAGUUUACUAUGCUCUUGUAAUGCAGCAGAAUUACCAGAGUGAAGAACCAGAGAGUGAAACAUCAAAUGAAGAGACAGAAUUUGAGACUGAGGAUGAAAAUAGUGAAAUUUCUGAAAAACAAGAUUUAUAUGAAAUAGCAGAUCUAAAUGACUUGGGGAGUUCUAAUGGUGGUCCAGAAGUGGCCAAGUAUGGAAGUUUACGAGGAAUAUCCAACAGGCCUUCCCUCAGUAGGGCUUCUACUAAAAGAUUUUCUGAAAGGAAAAGGAGAAAAAAACAGAAGAGGAAAGCAAAGAAAGUCCGUGUGAAAGAGACUCUUCCAGAUGUUCCUUAUACCAGGAUCCUGGCUCUGAAUAAGCCUGAAUUCUGUUACAUAGCAGUUGGGGUUGUUGCUGCAGCCAUUGCUGGAGGUGUUACUCCUGCCUUUGCAGUUCUGUUUGGUAAAAUUAUUGGGGCUUUCCAAGAACAAGAUGAUGUAAAGAAAAGCCAGAAUACAGUGCUGUAUUCUCUCAUGUUUCUGGUGUUGGGAGUGAUCAGCUUGAUAACUUAUACAAUCCAGGGAUUCACCUUUGGGAAGUCUGGAGAAGCUCUCACAAUGCGGUUGCGCUCUCUUUCUUUCAAAGCCUUGCUACAGCAGGAAAUUGGAUGGUUUGAUGACCACAAUAAUGGUAUUGGAGUUCUGUUAACCAGACUUUCAACAGAUGCUUCCCAAGUUAAAGGAGCUACUGGAAGUCGGUUGGCUUUAAUGACCAUGACUUUCUUCACACUUGUGACAGCUCUUAUCAUUGCUUUUGCACAUGGUUGGCAUUUAACGCUGCUCAUCUUAGCUUGCAUUCCCUUCGUCAUUGUUGCAAAGGCUUUUCAAGCGAAAUCGAUGGAAGGUCAUGCAGCUCAGGAUCAAAAAGCUCUUGAAGAAGCUGGAAGGAUUUCAACAGAAGUUGUAGAAAAUAUAAGAACUGUUGUGGCAUUAACAAGAGAAGACAGAUUUUUUGAGAACUACAAAGCAAGUUUAUAUAAACCAUACAAGGACUCAUUAAAGAAAGCUCCUAUUAAUGGAUUAUCCUAUGCCAUAGGGCAGAGUUUCAACUUUUUUAUAAAUGCUGCUGUCUUUAGAUUUGGAGCAUGGCUUAUUGCCCAUUGUUUUAUGAACUUUGAACAACUGUUUAUAGUCUUCUCAUCAGUGAUUUUUGCUGCAAUGAAUGCUGGCCAAGCUAAUUCUCUUGCACCUGAUUUUAGCAAGUCAAAGGUUUCUGCUCAAAGAAUAUUUCACCUUUUGGAUCGAAAGCCUGCAAUUGACAGCUAUAGUGAAGAAGGAGAAAAAUUAGAGAAAUUUGAAGGCAACAUUGAAUUUAAAGAUAUCCAUUUUGCAUAUCCAACCAGACCAGAAGUUCAGGUUUUGCAAGGACUCAAUAUAAAGAUUAACAAGGGCCAGACACUGGCUCUUGUGGGUAGCAGUGGUUGUGGCAAGAGCACUUCUAUUCAACUUCUAGAGCGAUUCUAUGACCCAAUUUCAGGACAAGUGAUUGCAGAUGGUGUAGACACUAAAUCUCUACAUAUACAGUGGCUAAGAUCCAGACUGGGCCUUGUACAACAAGAACCUAUUCUGUUUGACUGCAGUAUUGCAGAGAAUAUCCAGUAUGGAGAUAAUAGCAGAGUUGUUAGCCAGGAGGAAAUUGAAGAAGCAGCCAAAGCAGCCAAUAUUCACAAUUUUAUAGAAAAUCUUCCAGAGAAAUACAAUACCCGAGUGGGUGAUAAAGGAGCACAGCUUUCUGGAGGACAAAAGCAAAGAAUAGCUAUUGCUCGUGCCCUUGUCCGAAAACCUGCAGUUUUACUUCUAGAUGAGGCCACAUCAGCUCUGGAUACAGAGAGCGAAAAGAUUGUCCAGAAAGCAUUAGAUGAAGCUCGAAAAGGCCGAACCUGCAUUGUUAUUGCUCAUCGACUGUCAACAAUCCAGAAUUCUGAUAUAAUAGCAGUCAUCCAAAAUGGCAGAGUAGUUGAAGAAGGAACUCACAGCCAGCUGCUAGCACUGGAGGGAUUUUAUUAUGCACUUGUCAAUGCCCAAGUACCCCAUUAA